CAUGUACCCCAAAACCUUUGUAACCCAAAAUAAAAUAAGGAGUACAAAAAAAAAUAAAAAAUAACAUCCGAGACCAUUGAUCUCCAGUGUAAUUCCUGCCUCUGGCCGCUUUCAACUGGUCGUAUAGAGAAAGAGGUACCCAAGGCCCCUGCAUGCUUAUGCCUGACUUUUUCAAUGCGUAAUAACGCUCUUCAGAUCCUGGAUACUGGCAAAACAUUGAUCUGAGGUGGUAUCACACAAAGAAACCGGACAGAAGGACUUGACGCCGUUUGCCAAUGUUAUUUUCUUAUUUUUUGUUGUCAACAACUCGAGUUUGCUUCACCGUCUUUCAUGGAAUGAGAGCCCCCUGUCUCUAAUCGAUCAACCAACCCCGUAACUAUACGGCCACCAGAUCACGCCUGGCCCUGCCAAGAUACUGUUGCUGUUUGCGCUUGCAAUUUUGGUUCUAGAAUUAGUACCAAGACAACAAACCCUGCCUACCUGCGCCCCCAGACUGGAUCUGACCAGGUCUUACUGACUUUGACAUUACGGUGCUUGAACUGCUGUACAGUACAGCAGUUUGGUCGGCCUGUCAUCACCAAUCCUCCGUUCCAUCUCUCCCCGAUCUCUCUGUUUUUUUUGGUUUUUUUUUUACCUUUGCGACUGACACUAUCUUACUGGAACCAACCUGGUCUACGCCAUCCGCCCGUUUAUUGUGCCACUGGUUUCAUAACGGCAAUAAUUCACGACUCCAUCACAUCACCUCUUUCCCCGCAUCGCCAGCCAUAUCUGUUACCUAACAACUUGGGCUUCUGACUAAUAAGAAAAGAGCUUUUUUUCACCACCCUCACACUUGUUUUUCCUUUCGUCUGAGCACCACCCUCCUGCGAAACAGUUGAGGUACACAAUAGCUGGAACCAGGGACCGGGACCGGGCCCUCGUGCGUUCAGACUGUGGCAAUUAUCCAUCACCCCAAUUUUACACGCCCAGGAAGAAAAGAAACGUAACAACAAGUUACUCUGCAGGGCUAGGGUGCUUGAUCAUUCAUCGGACCGAGCCUUGGCCAGUAGACGUACAUCGGAAGUCUCCAGUUACCAAGACCCUUGACUCUCGAGGUCCUCCUGACCUUAAAAAAAAUACAUAAUCAUGGCUGCCGACGGCUCGAGACGUUCCAGCCCUGAGCGGGCUGGUUCAUUUUCUUCCAUCAGAGAGAGCAGCUCAGACUUAGCCCAAACAUUUACACAUACCAAGGUCUCUUCGUACAUUGCAGACACAGACGAAGUUGCUGUUGAGGACGAAUCUCCCGAACCUGGUAACAUGGUCGACGUACAGUACUUCCCGGCGAUCUCCCAUCGCGAAAGCAACCUCAGCGGUAACUGGUUCCCUGCCGACAGCUUCAAGGGCUGGAAGCAGAUCAACGUCAAGGGGAAGCUUGCCAGUAAGAGCUUUGGUGAUCUGCAGACUUUGGAUGGCGCAUGGAAUAAGGCUCCCUUAGUCCUGAAGAAGGAUGGACCCAAGGCGAGAACCCCAGGCGAUGCUCCCAUAGAGAAGCUUCCCAUCGAAAUAUUGAACUCCAUCAUAGGUCUGCUUGUGCUAGACCUUCCCCCAAAUGGUGAUAGGCGCAAUGUAGACUUGAUCUCGCUGCUGUUAACCUCCAAGACGAUUCAUACGGCAACUCUCAACUCACUGUACCACAAGAUCACCAUCCCUCACUCAAAAAUCUUUCACAAAUUCUUGACCCACGUCAAGGCACACCCCGCUCUCGGCACUAUGGUCCGUCGACUCGACUUCUCUCACUUGAACCCAGAUCUCCUCUUCUCCACCGCCAGCGAGCGGUCGCAGGCUCAGUACUUGACCAAGGAUACUCUGCUGCAGUGUUUGGAGCUCACGCCGCACCUUCAAGAGUUUCUAGCUCAGGACAAGGUAGAUGUUGAUAUCGAUGCCGCAGUCCUCCGCAAGCUAUUUUUUGGACUGCAAAGGCUGCAGGCAGUUGACUUUUGCGGCUCAGCCUCGACGUUUUUCACAAAUGAAUUCACAGAGGUGACCAAGUCUGAGGAUUGGCCCGAAAGGCUACCACAGCUGAAGAGGGUCUCUUUGCACAAGUGCGAGAGGCUACCGUCAUCUGUAUUCGAGGUGCUCUUACCCAAACUGACGACAGUAACCCACCUCGACGUUGCUGGCACCCGCAUCACAAACGAUGCACUCGAUAGCAUCCCUCGCACAGCCAGCAUCACCCAUCUCAAUCUAGCCAAAUGCAAAUUCUUGAAGGCUGACCGCGUCAUCAGCUUCUUGAAGGAGCACCCGGCGGUCCAGGAGCUCCAGUUUUUGAGCGUUGGCACCGAUGCCAAAACGCACCAACUGUUGGACGAGGAUUCCCUCACAGAGCUCAUACCCAUCUUGCCCAAGACGCUAAAGUCACUGAGUCUGAAGGGUAGCAGGAUGAACAAGUCACACCUCAAACUCCUCCUGCCGCUGACCAAGUAUCUCGAGGAACUUGCGCUCGGCCGCUCACUCAGGCUCAUGGACAUCCAACAGUUAUUCAUGCCCCCGGAGGAAGCUGAUUUGGAAGAACAGCUUGCUUGGGUGCCGCAUACGAUCAAGUAUCUAGACCUCUCAGACAUGUGGGGCAACGAGGUUGAAAGCUCAGUCCUUUUCAACGACUCACUUCUGCUCAAAAAGGCAACAGAGCCUCUGGCCGUCAUUGAGUUUGAGGCCAAGGUGUUCAACCGAGUCAAGAACUCCAAAGGUGCGCUUACCCGCUGGGGUUGGCGGACGAGUGAAAUCUCGGCCCGAUCAUGGCUUGUUCGCAUGAGCAGCGACGGCGACGACGGCUCAAGGAGCUGGAAAAUGGGCGCCAGGUACUGGGGUAUGCGCAAGAUCCCAGUAGCAGUCUCCGAGGUUGGCGGCAUCUACGGUUCGUUCAUGUUUGGACGCAACCUGUAAGGCCUUGUCGUAUUCUCGCCCGUGUGCCUUGAUUUUGCAUCAUUUCAGCGUUUGUACCAAAGUGGUCUUCUCUGGCCAGGUUCACGUUGGGCGUGGGUGUUUUUGUGUUCUUUGCUCUUUUUUUUCUCUCAUUUCUCUAUCCUCUUGCUCUUACUUUCAUGGUUUUUGAAUUUCCGCCUGUAUUGCAUCGUUUGGAGUUUGAUGGGUAUGUCAUUGUUAGAAAAUCACUAGAAAAAGUUCAUGGUGUAUGGGCAUUAUCGGAGCUUUGUUGAUGGGAAACUAAAAUAUUGAUGUAACGAUGAAUUGAGUAUACACCCAUAAGAUUUACAGGACCAUCAUGAACAUGCGAGCAGGUGUUGAUUGCAAAAGGUUCUGUUGAUCCCAGUGGACAUGCUAAAUUUGCGACGUUUGUUGGAUCAGCAUACCGUACAUAACAGGCCUCCUUUCGGUGUUGCUUUUACCUUUGAGCUUUUGCUUUUUCCUUUACUUCUUUACUUUUCUGUAUGUACGGUGCAAGCAAGAUGUCGUCACAUACAGCAUCCUUUUACUGAAUACUAUUUUGAUAUGCAUUUUGAAAGCUGUACACCUAACCCAUCAUUGGAUUUUUGUGGCAG
Messenger RNA from Pyricularia grisea, 3536 nucleotides. RefSeq lists its product as uncharacterized. Bases 1126 to 2922 code for a protein of 598 amino acids. The record is from RefSeq and is a predicted model, not a curated record. The transcript is spliced from 2 exons. Lineage: Eukaryota; Fungi; Ascomycota; Sordariomycetes; Magnaporthales; Pyriculariaceae.